Penicillium angulare is the source of this 1122-nucleotide messenger RNA. RefSeq names its product dimethyladenosine transferase. The transcript has 4 exons. Gene Ontology annotation, molecular function: rRNA (adenine-N6,N6-)-dimethyltransferase activity. The record is from RefSeq and is a predicted model, not a curated record. Bases 1 to 1122 code for a protein of 373 amino acids. Gene Ontology annotation, biological process: rRNA methylation. Gene Ontology annotation, cellular component: mitochondrial matrix. NCBI's taxonomy places the organism in Eukaryota, Fungi, Ascomycota, Eurotiomycetes, Eurotiales, Aspergillaceae.
AUGCCUAAAGUCAAACCUCAAAAGCGCAACAAUGCGAAUUCUGACGCCGCCGCAAAGGCCCACAGCAUUUUCAAGAUGAAUACAGAUAUUGGUCAACACGUCUUGAAGAACCCUGGUAUUGCCGAACAAAUUGUCAACAAAGCCGAUCUCAAACAGAGCGAUAUCGUCCUUGAAAUCGGUCCCGGUACCGGAAACUUGACAGCAAAGAUCUUGGACCAAGCAAAGAAGGUCAUUGCGGUGGAAUUGGAUCCUCGAAUGGCAGCUGAGGUCACCAAGCGUUUUCAGGGUACUCCUGCACAGAAGCGUCUGGAGGUGAUUCUCGGAGACGUGAUGAAGACAGAACUCCCAUACUUCGACGUUUGCAUUAGCAACACACCCUACCAGAUCUCCUCCCCUCUCACAUUCAAGCUAUUGGCGACCCUGCCCGCUCCCCGCGUCUGCAUUCUUAUGUUUCAGCGUGAAUUUGCCCUGCGUCUGUUUGCUAAACCAGGCGAUAAGCUCUACAGUCGACUCUCCGUCAAUGCACAAAUGUGGGCGAAGAUUGAUCAUAUUAUGAAGGUCGGCAAGAACAACUUCAAGCCCCCACCAUUGGUCGAGUCCAGUGUCAUUCGCAUGGUUCCCAAGGUGCCGCGGCCACAAAUUAAUUACGAGGAGUGGGACGGCUUGUUGCGCAUUGCAUUUGUUCGUAAGAACAAGACCCUGCGAGCCAGUUUCCUUGGUACAACUAGCAUUAUGACCAUGCUGGAAGCGAAUUAUCGGACCUGGUGUGCUCAAAAUGAUAUCCCCGUGGAGGAUGGCCCCGUUGAAGAGGCCGGUGGAGAUGGAAUGGAUAUAGAACAAGAACAAGAGACGGAAGAAGUGGAUGAGGAGGUCAUGGAUAUGGAUGACGAUGAUGUCCCCGAUUUCUUCAAAGAAGAGACUAAUGCUCGUCUUGAGCAAGCCCUCAAGAAUAAGACCCCACGCAAGAAGCGCGGGAAGGUUGGGGAGCUGGUACGUGAAAAGGUGCGACAGGUUCUGGAGGAUGAGACUGGUCUGGCCGAUAAGCGCGCAAGAAUGUGUGAUGAGAACGAGUUUUUGAAGAUGCUGUGGGCCUUCAACCAGAAGGGAAUCCACUUCAACUGA